This is a messenger RNA of Neltuma alba, 1550 nucleotides long. Its product is annotated as transcription factor MYB44. Gene Ontology annotation, biological process: regulation of DNA-templated transcription. The record is from RefSeq and is a predicted model, not a curated record. Gene Ontology annotation, cellular component: nucleus. NCBI's taxonomy places the organism in Eukaryota, Viridiplantae, Streptophyta, Magnoliopsida, Fabales, Fabaceae. Gene Ontology annotation, molecular function: DNA-binding transcription factor activity, RNA polymerase II-specific; RNA polymerase II cis-regulatory region sequence-specific DNA binding. Bases 128 to 1168 code for a protein of 346 amino acids. The transcript has a single exon.
AAAACCCCUCACCCUUCAUCGCAACAACUUAUCUAUUCUUCGCUGUUUCGUUGUUGUCUCUCUCUCUCAAUCCACAUUCCUCUCCUUCUUCUUCAUUUUCUUAUGAUCUCCGGAUUUUGAAACGGACAUGAAUACGGUUGCCGUCAGGAAGGAUAUGGACCGGAUUAAGGGUCCCUGGAGCCCCGAAGAGGACGAGGCCUUACACAAGCUCGUCGAGAAGCAUGGCCCCAGGAACUGGUCCUUGAUCAGCAAGUCCAUUCCCGGUCGAUCCGGCAAGUCCUGCAGGCUUCGCUGGUGCAAUCAGCUCUCCCCUCAGGUCGAGCACCGAGCAUUCACGCCCGAGGAGGAUGAGACCAUCAUCAGGGCUCAUGCCCGUUUCGGUAAUAAAUGGGCCACCAUCGCUCGCCUGCUCUCCGGUCGAACCGAUAACGCCAUCAAGAACCACUGGAACUCCACCUUAAAGCGCAAGUGUGCAUCCAUGAUGAUCGAUGACGCCGCUGCUGUCGGUGGAUUCGAUGGCAGUUUCAGCCCGCAGCCACUUAAGAGGUCGGUCAGUGCCGGCGCCGCUGUACCCGUAUCCACUGGGCUGUGCAUGAACCCGCCCACGCCGGGAAGCCCUUCUGGAUCGGAUGUGAGCGAGUCCAGUGUUCCCGUUGCGUCUUGUUCUCAAGUCUAUCGACCUGUACCGAGAACCGGCGGGCUUCUACCUCCCGUAGAAACGACGUCUUCUUCCAAUGACCCUCCCACGUCAUUAUCCCUGUCUCUUCCGGGCGUAGACUCUUCUGAAGUCUCCAAUCGGCCUGCAGACCCAACACAUGCUGCACCACCGACCAACAGUACGCGCUUGUUACCCGUAAUGGCGCCGACGCCAGCUCCAGCUUUCCCGCCUGCCCCACCCCCGGCUCCGGCGUCUGCUCCGAUGUCGAUGCCUCAGCAGGUUCAGUUGGGUAGGGAUGAUCGAAGGGGCGAGAGGGGUCGGAAUCAGAAUGGGUUAUUAGCUUUCAAUUUCAGUGCAGAUUUGCUGGCUGUGAUGCAAGACAUGAUAAGGAAGGAGGUGAGGAAUUAUAUGGCGGGGUUGGAGCAGCAGAAUGGGGUGUGUUUUCAGGCAGCUGAUGGAUUUCGAAACGCUUCGGUGAAGCGUAUUGGAAUUAGCAGGAUCGAUUCAUGAAUGUCAUCAGAGGAAUAGAACAGAGCAGGGAUGUGAAAAAUGUGGGGUGGGACUGAGAGUAAAAGUGAAGCUUCCGCGUUUUGUUUAUGAUGGUUUUGGGCAAUAAUUUUGGGGUACUGUAAAUAGAGAGACAACGCGUGGUCGAGGGAGAGAAGUGGGUAAGGGGUUGGGGACAGAAAAUGGGAAAGGAACUUCAUUUCCAGAGCAGAGGAAUGAAUGGAUAUUCUAUGGGGUAACAAGUCUGAAUUUUCACCAACGUGUUCACCGUCUGUGACUCCUGUUCUCCGCGUCUGGUGUGGAGAAAAAGAAGACAGGAACUGAGGAGAGAUGUAGGAUGAAUCAAAUCCGUAAAAUCUCAAUAUAAGUUAAUUUACUGCCCUUA